AAAAAUUAUUCACGGUUUGUUUGUGUUCCCUGUACUCACUCACUCACAGACACAGUUCAGCAGACACAGAGGCGUGGUUGUUGUUGUUUUGACAAUCCGAGGAAAAUGGUGGUGGUUUUGUCGGAUCAGGAUGAAUUCGACGAGGAGCCCGGCGAGGUUGUCGAUUCGGCGCCACCGCAGAAGGUCGGCGAAGAGAGACAAUUCAGCGGUUUCAAGAAGAAGCUUCUCAAACGCGGACAGGGUUGGGAAUUCCCCAACUUCGACGACGUCGUAACUGUUCGCUGUGUUGGAAUUGGAACAUUGCUCGAUGGAACAACGUUUGAUUACACUAGGGAGAGGGAUCGACCUAGAACGUUUGCUCUGGGCAAAGAUGAUGUUGCUGCUGGGUUGGACCGUGGGAUUUGCACUAUGAAGAAAGGGGAGGUGGCAUUGUUCACGUUGCCCGGAGAUGGUGGUGAUGGUGAUUUUACGCGUGAUUCCGACGGCUCGGUUGUGCGGUUUGAGGUGGAGCUCGUUUCGUGGAUCACGGUGGUGGAUGUUUGCAAAGAUGGUGGAGUUGUCAAGAAGAUUAUGGAGAAGGGGAGUGGGAACGAGCGCCCCGGUGAUCUUGAUGAAGUGCUGGUGAAGUAUCAGGUGGUGCUUGAUGAUGGCACUGUUGUUGUGGAGACACCGGAAGGAGGAGUUGAGUUUCACGUGAAGGAUGGUCAUCUUUUUCCUAUAUUGCCGAAAGUAAUCAUGACUAUGACAAGGGGAGAGAAGGCUGAAUUAAUUGUCCAACCACAGUAUGCCUUUGGGGAGAAGGGGAGAGAAGCUGGCAGUGGGCUCUGUUCAAUUCCUCCGAAUUCAGUGCUGCAUGUUAAUAUUGAAUUGGUAUCCUUCAAACCUGUCAUAAAUGUUACUGGUGACUCCAAGGUGAUUAAAAAGAUUUUGAAAGAAGGAGAGGGUGUUUUCACAGCCAAUGAGGGUGCAAAUGUUACUGUGAGGUUUACAGCUAUGCUAGAAGAUGGCACUGUAUUUGAGAAAAGAGGAAUUGGUGAAACACAACCCUUGGAAUUCAUAACUGAUGAGGAACAAGUAAUUACUGGUCUAGACCGAGCCGUGGCAACAAUGAAGAAGGGUGAGAGAGCGAUAGUUAGCAUACAUCCUGAUUAUGCAUUUGGAAAUGUUGAAGUGAGACGAGAUCUUGCUAUUGUGCCACCAGGCGCGACUGUAGUCUAUGACGUUGAGAUGAUGGAUUUUAUUAAGGAGAAAGCACCAUGGGAAUUGAAUAGUAAGGAGAAAAUUGAGGUGGCUGGGAGGAUGAAAGAAGAAGGAAAUGUAUUAUUUAAAGGUGGCAAUUAUCAGCGAGCAGGGAAGAAAUAUGAAAAGGCUGCUGAUUUUGUUGAAGAAGAUGGAUCCUUUGGGGAUGAUGAGCAAAAGCAAGCUCAGACACUGAGAGUGUCAUGCUGGUUGAACGGUGCAGCUUGUAGCCUUAAACUUAAUGACUUUCCUGGAGCAAUCAAGCUAUGUUCACAGGUGCUUGAUGUUGAAUUUUGCAACGUGAAAGCUUUUUACAGACGAGCACAAGCAUAUAUAGAAACUGGAGAUUACCUUUUAGCAGAUGUAGACAUCAAGAAAGCUCUUGUGGUGGACCCACAAAACAGGGAGGUGAAGGUAAUCCAGAAGAAAUUGAAGCAACUUCAAGCUGACAGUGACAAAAAAGAUGCUAAGCUAUAUGAAAACAUGUUUGCACGUAAAACAAAGGACUCGCCCAUGGCUAUAAAGAGAUUGAAGGUUGAAAAAGAUGAGAGGGAAAAUGAAGAGGUUGCAAGAAUGGAAAUUGAUGAAGUUGCUGAUAGCCCAGUGAUUCAAUAGUUAAUUCUUGUUGAACCUGUAUAGAUUAUAAUAUAAAGUUUCUAUUAACAAAAUAUAUAAACUAGUAAAUGGAAGUUGCAAAUUCGAUUCGGAUGAAAAUCUACAUGUUCCAAUAGAAUUCAUUCAUGUAUACCAUCUUGUAAUAUUGCCACAUUUCAGAUGAACAUUAUACACACUACAUUCGCAUGCAAAUCUUGUUUAAUUUUAGCUCUUUACAUUUA
This is a messenger RNA of Glycine soja, 2075 nucleotides long. RefSeq names its product peptidyl-prolyl cis-trans isomerase FKBP62-like. The record is from RefSeq and is a predicted model, not a curated record. Gene Ontology annotation, molecular function: protein binding; peptidyl-prolyl cis-trans isomerase activity. NCBI's taxonomy places the organism in Eukaryota, Viridiplantae, Streptophyta, Magnoliopsida, Fabales, Fabaceae. The transcript is spliced from 12 exons. The coding region runs from base 106 to 1854 and encodes 582 amino acids.